GGCUAUCUGUAUCUCUAGGUUUAUCAUUUCUUUUUUAUAACUGGCAUGGCUUAGCUUUCCUUUUUUUUCUUUACCAUAUACUGCUUUUUUCUGUUUCCUGUUUUUAUAUGUGUUUUCUUAAGGUUUAGACAUGGAAUAUAGAUGACUAUAUUUGACAUAUGAAGUGGGGUUUUUUGUAUUAUGCAGUAUUCAUGGGGAAUGUGAGUGGGAAGAAAGAAGAAGAUGUUGCAGAGACAUCAGGAAUCAAGAAUCAAGAACAUGAAGAGGAGGAAUAUAUGGUUCAGUCCCCUUCUCAUAGCCCUAAAGCUUAUCAUCAGUCUCCUUUGAUUUUUACUCCACAGGUUCCAGUUUUCCCCUUACAAAGGCCUGAUGAAAUCUUAAUGCAAAAUCAAAGUGGCAACAUAUUGCAAAAGACAAUGGAGUAUGGGGAGAUGCCUUGUGAAAAUGGGAUACCAACAAUGAUCAUAUGGAGUUAUGGGGGGCAUGAAGUUGCUAUUGAGGGAUCAUGGGAUGGCUGGAAGACAAAAGAUUUCUUACAAAGAACAGACAAGGACUUCACUGUCAUGAAGGUGCUGCCGUCGGGCGUGUAUCACUAUCGGUUCCUUGUUGAUGGACAAUGGAGAUUUGCUCCUGAUUUGCCAUGUGAACGUGAUGAUACCGGAAAUGUGUUCAAUGUCUUGGACUUGCAGGAUAGUAUUCCAGAGGUCCUUAAUAACACCAGUAGGUCAGAAGAACCUCCUUCCCCUGAAUCAAGCUACAGCAAUGCACCUUUCAGCACAGAAGAUUUUAAGGAAAAACUACCCGAUUUGCCUCCUCUGUUACAACAGACGCCCCUCGACCUACUGUCUUCAUCUUCUAGCGGUAUGGAGACAUUUCAGAAGCCAUUACCAGCAGUGUUGAACCAUCUUUACAUACAGAAAACCCGUAGCAGUCAAUCAAUGGUGGUACUAAGUUCUACAAAUAGAUUUCGUACCAAAUAUGUGACAGCAGUACUUUAUAAGUCCUUGAAAAACUUAAAAAAGUGAAAUGCUUCCAAGAGUUUUCCGGAGUUGGAAGUCUUCGUAAAGGAAGGAAUCUCCCAGUGGAUUCAUUUUGAAUAGGAAAGAAGAUCCAUGUAAGAAAAGGUAACAAAGGUCUCUACUACAUUAUGGAACUGCUUUUUUGUUUUUGACACUCAUUUCGGAAGUAAGCAUCUGAAGCUUACCAAAAAUCAUGAUGAAAAUUUUAGAUUUGUCUAGAUUUUUUGUAUCUUCGUUUAAUAUUUAUCAAUGUGAUGCUUCUGAAUAUCUGUAUGGCAACUAUGCCUGUAGAAGACUGCUAGGAAGAGUUAGAUUUUUUCGAAUUUUGCCUGUGUACACGGGUAUUGGAAUUAAUAGAAAGCGACACAAAGCUUUGGUCUA
This is a messenger RNA of Lycium ferocissimum, 1400 nucleotides long. RefSeq names its product SNF1-related protein kinase regulatory subunit beta-2-like. The coding region runs from base 159 to 1025 and encodes 288 amino acids. Gene Ontology annotation, molecular function: protein binding. Lineage: Eukaryota; Viridiplantae; Streptophyta; Magnoliopsida; Solanales; Solanaceae. The record is from RefSeq and is a predicted model, not a curated record. The transcript is spliced from 4 exons.